Messenger RNA from Notodromas monacha, 3056 nucleotides. NCBI's taxonomy places the organism in Eukaryota, Metazoa, Arthropoda, Ostracoda, Podocopida, Cyprididae. The record is from the annotation of a GenBank genome assembly.
AUGCCGCGGAUCGACUACGACGUGAAGCUAGAUUUCAAGGAUGUUCUGCUGCGUCCGAAGAGGAGCACUUUGAAGAGUAGAUCUGAUGUCGAUUUGCAAAGAACGUACAAUUUUCGGAAUUCGCUGAACGCAUAUCACGGAGUGCCAAUCAUUGCUGCCAAUAUGGACACCGUUGGAACUUUCGAAAUGGCUAUUGCUCUUGCGAAGACGGAAAACUCGCUCGAUGCUGGUCGUGUAUCUAAUGUGAAUGUUCUUUCCUGCAAGUAUGGGUUGUUCACUUGCAUCCACAAGCAUUAUACGAUCAAUGACUGGAAGAAGUUUGCCUCCCAGCAUCCGGAUGUGCUGAAAACCGUGGCUGUGAGUUCGGGGACCGCAGAAGGAGACGUUGACAAGAUGGUAGAAAUUUUAAGCUUGCUCCCGGACGUGGGUUUCAUCUGCCUCGAUGUUGCGAACGGAUACUCGGAACACUUUGUCGAACUCGUGCGAAAAGUUCGAAAAUUGUUUCCCAAAAAAACCAUAAUGGCUGGCAAUGUAGUAACUGGGGAAAUGGUGGAAGAGCUGAUCCUGUCCGGCGCAGACAUUGUGAAAGUGGGGAUUGGGCCGGGUUCUGUGUGCACGACCCGCAAGAAAACCGGCGUGGGCUACCCUCAACUGUCGGCCGUCAUCGAGUGCGCCGACGCCGCCCACGGACUCAACGGACACAUCAUUUCCGAUGGCGGCUGCACGUGCGCCGGCGACGUGGCGAAGGCGUUCGGGGCCGGCGCGGACUUCGUCAUGAUUGGCGGCAUGUUUGCGGGACACGACCAGAGCGGCGGGGAAAUCAUUGAGCGGGACGGGAAGAUGCUCAAGUUGUUUUAUGGCAUGGCGUCGUCGACGGCCAUGCACAAGCAUCACGGCAAAGUGGCGGAUUAUCGGGCGUCGGAAGGGAAGACAGUUGAAAUACCGUAUCGCGGGGAUGUGGAGGAAACUGUUCAGGACAUUCUCGGUGGACUGAGGAGCGCAUGCACGUACACGGGUGCUGGUCAACUGAAGGAGCUUCCGAAGCGCACAACUUUCAUACGGGUCACUCAACAAACGAAUGAAACGUUCGCAGGAUUUCAGCCGGAGAAAAGCCUUCAUCUUGCUAGUAUGGAAGUGAACGUGGAAUCGCAGUCGGAGUCGGAGGCACGAAGCGCCAACGAGCGAACUGUCAAAUCGGACAGCGUGUCCACGAACAACAUUCAAAAGCCCAACAAGAAGCUCAUUCGUGUGCUCACAGUGAUCGGCUACGUCAUUUCCGUGUCCCUUGCGGGUGUCAUGUUGUCGCUAUACUACGUCUUCUUGUGGAAACCGACCGUGAACACUGUCCGGUACGACAACCGACUUCCGCUUGCCGAGCCGCUCGUGUGGACUGUUGAGCCUUCGUUGCCAGCCACGGUUCCUGCUCCUGUUCUGCAAAUCCCCCCACAGUCUGCCGCAGGUGUUGUUGAAGGCGAUGUGAAUCUCGUCACGAAGGAGCCCGACGUGGAUGGAAAUAGUGAGGACAUGAUUACUUCGUCACAAGAGCUACUGGAGAAUCCUGGGAGACCGGAUCGGGAUCCAGUCGACGCAUGAUCUCGCUGUUCGUAAAACUCGAUAGUAUUCGUCAUGCUCAUGUACAGUUGAACCUCGAUAACUCGAACCUCCCCAUGUCGAUAUUUUUCAAAUCCAUGUCAGAAUUUCUUCAGAAACGAUGAAAGAAAAUCCUCCCUAACUAAAGGCUUUCGCGCUCAAACCUGCAUAACUCGAAUUUUCUGGAGGCCUUUUGGCGAUUAUUUUAUUGACACAGGAAAGAGAAGAGCGAUGAAAAUGUAAUAAUGUGUUUGGAAAGGAAGUGAAAGACUAAUUUGGCAAAUGAACCCUUGCGUCCAAGUUCAGCAUCCUGUCAGGUAAUUUGAAAAGGAAUUCAAAGGCCCAGAAUGUCACCAAUUACUAUUUCCUGUCUUCUUUUUUAUUUCCCCCAAAAAAAGUGCUUUGUUUCCUUAACUGGAAUUUGUUGACUGGCCCCGUUUGAAGUUCGACUUGAAGAGGUUCGACUGUAAAUGUAUGGGUUUCAUCCGUGUGUUCGCUGACCGAUGGAAAGAAUUGGUCCAGACUUACCAUUCCUGCAUUCGUGAGGGUUUGAACUAAGGGGCUUUGGCUAAUGGUUCACGACAGUUAUUCAAGGCGUAUGCGUCAUUGAUCCCGAUUUAUUUUGUAAGCUCCGUUUAUAGAAGCUCUUACACUGAAGCAUGAAUCCCAAAUCCGGAAGAGACUGAUGGUGCAAUGUUGCAUGCUGUCCAACUUCCUGUGCUCUUCCGUAAGUCUCUUGCGGCCAUGAAGUUGAAUUUACGACGAAAAAUAUUCCCUUCCUUUGCAAUGCGGAAGUUGUUCUUGAACAAGUGCGAAAAGUUAUUUGAAGCCCCUGAUCUUCAUCAGCGAAAUGCACAAUUUAGCGUUCUCCUUGAGUGAGCGAAAACCCGUCGAGAUAUAGAUUUCCAGAAUAAAGGAAAAACACACCUGCGGAAUUACGGAAAACGCCGAGAUAUUUCUGAAAAGUCUGAAGGGCUUCAAAUCGUCCAAUUUCAUGUGCUUUGGUGCGGUUUAAAUGAAGUUCAGGCUUUUUCAUUCUAUGGAAAAAAUUUACGAUCGGGUAUCAUCCACUUAUUUCUUUGUUGUGCACCUUUGUUGAAGAGACGCAUUUUAAAAACAGAGAUUAAGCUCUCGGAGUAACGUGGAAGAAAUUGCACAUCUGACUUCGUGGGCCAUUCCAAAACUUAUUUUUCAUGUCCUGACGUUUGAGGUUCCGAGGGCAGAGAGUAAAAGCUGGUACGGAAUAUAUUCUUUGUGAUCGUGAUGCCAAAAAAGAUAUGCGUGUGGAAUGGAAUUCAUGGGCAGCUGCUUCCAAGUAUGAAUGCAGCUUGAAUUAUACCAAAACCGUGUUACCGAUGAUGAUCGACAUUAUUUAGUUCUGUAUAGUCCUGAUUUUAUUUCGACUGCGAGCUUCUCGUGUUCUAGUCAUUCGUGAAUCUCUCGGAAAAUAAAGGAUCUUCCAAGUU